Xenopus tropicalis (tropical clawed frog) is the source of this 2049-nucleotide messenger RNA. RefSeq names its product MACRO domain containing 2 (gene macrod2). The coding region runs from base 270 to 1517 and encodes 415 amino acids. The record is from RefSeq and is a predicted model, not a curated record. Lineage: Eukaryota; Metazoa; Chordata; Amphibia; Anura; Pipidae. The transcript is spliced from 18 exons.
UCAGAUGGCUGACAGGCGGAGGUGGGAAGGAGCCGGGAUAUUCUCCUGCACGUCCAGCCGUGUAGGUGCUGAGGGAGCUUCGUGCGCAUGAUCCCUAUAUACAAACACAUAAGGGUGCUGCAGCGGCUGCUUCCUAAGGAAUCUCUUAUAGUUUGUUUCUGCAGUGCUCCCCCCUGCUCUCCUGUGUCUCCCUUUCUCCCCUGAGUUCCCAAACACAAUUUCCCGUGAGCCUGGGGAACUUGCAGCCCAAAUCCAACAGCCACAGCAGCAUGUACCAAAGCAACAAGAAGAAAAGGAUAUGGAAGGAGGAGAAAGAACGGCUGUUACAUAUGACUCGGGAAGAAAGACGCAAAGAAUACAGAGAAUAUGUUUCACUGGAUAAAAUUCCAUCCCUAAUGGAAGAGCUGAAGAGCAAAGCAUCAAGUAAUGAUGAAAGCUCAGAAGAAAUUCAGGUGAAGAACAGCUUAUGUGAAAAAGUGUCACUUUACAAAGGGGACAUCACCCAGCUGGAAGUGGAUGCCAUAGUAAAUGCCGCAAACACAAGUCUUCUUGGAGGAGGUGGGGUUGAUGGCUGUAUACACAGGGCUUCAGGGCCUGCUCUGCUGGCUGAAUGUCGUGAGUUAGGAGGCUGUAAAACAGGACAAGCAAAAAUCACUUGCGGUUAUGAUUUACCAGCAAAAUAUGUUAUUCAUACUGUUGGGCCUAUUGCAAGAGGCCACCUAAGCCCCAACCAUAAACAAGAUCUAGCAAGCUGCUACAAUUCUUCCCUCACACUGGCAACUGAGAACACCAUCAGGACAAUAGCUUUCCCCUGUAUAUCUACUGGAAUUUAUGGCUACCCAAACGAGCCGGCAGCUAAUGUAGCUCUGACCACUGUCAAAGAAUUUUUAAAGAAGAACAGGGAUAAGAUCGACCGCGUCAUUUUCUGUGUCUUUCUGGAAGUUGAUUUCAAAAUCUACAAGAGAAAAUUGCAUGAAUUUUUUCCAAAAGAUGGAGGUGAUGAUGAAGAGGGGGACAAAGGUGACAGUGAAGAGAUGAAGGAAGACACAGAAGGGAAGCCUCAGUCACCUCCUACAAAGAAAAUUAAGGAGAAAAAAGAAGAUACCUCCUCCCCGGAUUCUCCUGAUGAGGAUUACUUGGAAGAGGCUACAGGGAAUACCCAAGAGCUGACUGACAUGAGCCUAGAAACGGAUGAAGGGAAAGAGGUUUCUUCCCCUGCCACAGAUCCUUUAAAAGAAGAAGAAUUGCCUGAGACUAAAAUCACAGCAAUAAUAUCUGUUGAGCCGAAGAAUGAAGAACCAGAAGAUGCAAAAAUGAUUAUGGAAGAAAAGUCACAAGAGCAAGAUGAAUCAGAAAAUAUGGAGACCAGUCAACCUAAAGUUUUAGUGGAGACAGAAGACUUGGACAGAGAUCCAGAGAAGACUUCAGAUUUUCAAAAAGAAAUAGCUCCAGCGUCCAAUGAAACAUGUCAAGAAUCUGGCCCUAAGGAUAGAAAUGAAGAUGCAAAUGAAGCAUAAACAUACCCAGAACUGCAGAUGCGGAACAACUCCUAUACAGCAUCAUUUCUAAUGAGGACCGAGAAUGUUGUGACCGUGUUCCCUAACGGAGAUUAGAGGGCAGAAUGGCAGAUAUUGGAUUUCAGUUUUAUUAUAUUCUGUAAAUUUGUUUAUCUUUACCUUAAUCUGAAUUUUGGUCUUUAAGAAGCUGAAUUGCUUGUAGUUUUUUUUCUUUUCUGGGUUAAAAUGUAUACAAGGAUCUGGUGAUCUGUUAUGAUUCAAACACAUUCAAAUUGACCAGUCAUAAUAAGUACAUUUAUUUGUUUGAUUAAUAUAGUUUAGCUAAUCUUUUGGGUUUUGCUUUUUUGAUUUGACUUGAUUUGACAUUUACAUUGCCUGAUGCUGGAUAGACAUAUAUGCAUAUUAAACACAACGGCCCGUCCCUUUUGGAGAGUGGCAAUAAUUGUUUGCAAAGUUAUGUUGUAUGCAUGCCUUAUUUCUUUUGAUUGUGAUGCUUAUCCCAUUAAAUGCUUUUCUGUUUUGGCAAAAUGAA